AUGACUAUUACUCUUGACGACGUCAGGGGUCUUUUGAGCAUCCCAUGUACUGGAGAGUUUUUCACACCUCCCGCAAAUGUCAAUGAAGAUUUGGCAAUUGCUGCUGCUGUUGAGUUGUUGGGAGUUGCAUAUGAUGAAGCUGUCAUUGAGACUAAGACCAAUAGAGGAGCCUCGUAUAGUUUUGAGUGGUUGAAAAAGGUAUUUUUUAAGAAACUUCAUGAACGAAUAUAUGAUUGUGCAGCUAGGGCAUAUCUACUUCAUUUCGUAGGGUGUACCAUUCUUGCUGAUAAAAGUUUUACACUUGUAUCUGCAAAAUAUCUCUUUCUGUUUCAAGAUCUUGAUAGUUGUGGUAAAUGGGCAUGGGGACCGGCUGCACUUGUUGUGUUAUAUGACUAUCUUAGAGAUAGUACAUUGCCUGCAACCAAACAUAUUGGAGGAUAUUUAUCUUUAUUUCAGAUUUGGAUUUAUGAACAUUUUCCUGAUAUUUGUAAACGGGAUAUGGAUGAACAUAUUUUCUCGAUGCCACGAAUGUUUCGUUGGACUGCAAAACAAACAUCUGGGAAUGUUGCAUAUUACAGGGCAAAGUUGGAUGCUUUGAGGGAUACUGAUAUUAUCUGGGCACCGAAUUACGAUGAGAACGCUGUGACACGAUUUCAGUCUGUGUCAUUAUUUACAGGAUACAUUCGUUGGUGUUUCACGAUGGUUCCGUAUUUACCCGAGAUGUGCAUACGACAGUUUGAGUAUACUCAACACAUUCCUCCUACACCACCGAUGCUUGUUGCACGUGAUGUCGACAUUGAAUGGAGUAUGUACCGGAAUUCUAUGAUCCCUUAUGUUGCUGCAUAUGCUGGUCCUAGUCAUGAUGUUGGUCCCGAUACUAGGUGUCACGCAGUUGGUGGUCUUAUACAGCAGAGUUUAGAUUUGCAUAUGGGUGGUCUUGAAGAUCAGAUGUGUGUCUUAUUAGAGAUAGCUUUACACAUUUCUAGAGGAGGAGAUUAUCAAUAG
Messenger RNA from Cicer arietinum (chickpea), 1005 nucleotides. The record is from RefSeq and is a predicted model, not a curated record. NCBI's taxonomy places the organism in Eukaryota, Viridiplantae, Streptophyta, Magnoliopsida, Fabales, Fabaceae.